AUGGAAGUGUAUUUAAGAUUAAAAUCAGAAAAUGUUGACGCAGAUCAAACUCAUAUAAAUGAUGAUAAACCCCAUGAAAAAGCAUUUAACGAUAAAACUAUCACCUUCCAUUCAAAUAUAGGGAUAGGUAAAUUGAAUUCAUUACCGGAUGAGACGUUCCGAUUCGAUAAGAUUUUUAAUAACUAUUCGUCACAAAGUGUUAUUGCUUCUUAUUUCAUACCAUUGAUUGAACAGGAUUUGAUGAAUGGUAUCAAUUGUUCUCUUAUAACAUAUGGGUCAGAUAACACUGGGAAAACAUAUACACUAUUUGGCAGAGAUGGACUUCAUCUAGGUCUGAUACCGAGGUUAUUAACAAGAUUGUUCAAGACAAAAAAUAAGAAUGAAAGUAGAUAUAAGGAAUUAGGUGCAGAUUAUACUGUAUUCUUCAGAAUCUCUGCAUUGGACUUGUUGGACAAUAGCAAUAUAAUUAAAGAUCUAUUAUCAAACAAAGAGUAUCAUUUAACUCUGCAUAAUGAUCAUGUGGAUGGCUCAUAUAACGGAAUAUGGUCAGAAAAUAUCAGAAGGUUGUACUGUGAUACUUUAGAACAAGUGUUAACCUUCCUUAAACAGAUAUUGAAUUUUUCUCAAGGGGAUACUGCCAUAAGAUUAGAAUUGCAGCAAACAUUUAUGUCAAAAAACAUGGUAACUAAAAGUAAUCUAAUAAUUUUUGAUUUGAAAAACUUUGAUAAGCGAAACAAUCUACAUGAAAAUCUUAUUAAUAUGUUAACAGGGAAAAGCCAUCAUUAUACUGCUAACAAUUUAAAUAAAUUGCUGUAUUAUCCAAUAUUUAGCAAUUUCAAUACAAGGUUUAUAUUGACUUGUUCUUUGUCACCUGUAUUACAAAAUGAGACUUUGAAAACUUUGCAGCUUACAAAAUACCUUACAAAUAUUGUUAAAAAUUAUAUUGUACCAAAUAAGAUAUGGAUCUCCCCAGAAAAUAAACUUGACAAUUUAUCAAGUGUAAAUGAAAUAAAAAAUGAAAAUUAUGAGAAGCAAGUGGAAUUAAUUAAAGAUACUAUGAGAUUAUUCGAACCAAAAAAAGAUAAUUAUAUUAAUAUUAAAAGGCGGGAGAUUGAAAAGACCAUUUUAGAUAAUUCAAUUUUGGAGAUUGAAUGGAAAAAAUUAAUAACCAAAAAUAAUAAUGUUUACAAAGAAAAUAGUUUCCAUGGUAAUAAUGAUGAGAAUGAGAAUGAAUCAAUCGAAAUACUUAUAGAUAAAAUUAAUACACUUUUUGAUUAUAAGUUACAACUUGUUACAUGUAUUGAUAAUAAUAGGCAAUUGCAUCGAGAGAGAAAUAAUGGGGAGAGGAUCAAAACAGAAUUUGAUACAAUCAAUUCAAAGUUAUUGGAUGUUAUUAAUCAGCAAGAAAUAAAGAUUCAAGAUUAUCUGAAUGAGAAUAUGAUUUAUAAAAAGCAACUGGACCAUUUAAAAGCAUUAUAUUCAAAUAAUAAUGAAAAAAUAAGAUUCUUGGAGAAUGAAAUUCUCAAAAAUAAACAAGAACAACAAUCACACUAUUUAAGGGAAAGUCACAGUACGAUAGCGUCAUCUGUCUUAACAGAAAAUUCACAGUUUCUAUUUCUACAAAAUUCUGGUUUAACAUUAACUUCUACAGUAUCAUUAACUGAGUCAACAUCAUCAGUUUCAGAAGUUUCUGCGACAUUAUCCACGACAGCAGCACAAUCUUCAGUUGAAAUCAAAAAUAAUGACUAUUUAUCACAAGUAGGUUUUCAUUUAAAUAUAAUAAAACCAAAAUAA
Molecule: messenger RNA, 1794 nt
Organism: Arxiozyma heterogenica
Lineage: Eukaryota; Fungi; Ascomycota; Saccharomycetes; Saccharomycetales; Saccharomycetaceae
Exons: 1
Coding region: 1-1794 (597 amino acids)
Biological process (GO): microtubule-based movement
Cellular component (GO): kinesin complex; microtubule
Molecular function (GO): ATP binding; ATP hydrolysis activity; microtubule binding
Source: RefSeq, a predicted model, not a curated record